CAACCAAUUCCUAAAAUGACAGUACAGUAGUCUGUUGUUUACAAUUGUAGGGUUAGGUUUGAUGUUUAUUUUCUUUUCUGAGGUUUUACAUAUUAUGUAUAUCCAGAGACUUGUUACAACAUCACGAUCACCCUUACAAAGUUGCCCAUAAUUCGCCUUUGUUGAUUGAAAUAAUUAAAAACAGUGUGUCAGUAAACUACCAGUGAUCCACAAGGUGUCACAUUCUGGUUACUUCUAGAAGGACCUGUUCACCAUUGUAACUAUUUUCUAUGUGAUGAUGGCUGCGUUUGUAAAAGUUGAAAUCAAACAAGAAGAAGAAAUAAUUGCUUCUGUGGAUGAGAAAGUUUUACUUAGCAAUGGACCUGUUCCAAUCAAGCAUGAAGUAAUAAAUGAUCCGAUGAUUAAUGCUGGUUAUUCUAAUGUGUGGUGUGAUUGGAAAGAUGAAAAUAAGGUUCAGCAGGAAACUAAUUUAGUGACUGAACAUUCUGAAGAAUUGUCAUAUGGUGGACGAUCGCAAAUUUUAAGAAAUUUUAAUUGUGCUCAGUGUGAUUUUACAAGUAAUUAUAAAUCUAGUUUGAGGGUACAUUUACUAACACACACGACUAGCAAGGAUUUCAAAUGCUUUCAUUGUGACUAUGCAACCAAUAACAAAUGCUAUUUUAACAGACAUUUGUUAAAACAUAAAACUGACAAGGAUUUUAAAUGCUUUCAUUGUGAUUAUGCUACGAGUAUUAAAUGGCAUAUUAAAAGACAUCUGUUAACGCACAAAACUGCAAAGGAUCUCAAAUGCGCACAGUGUAAUUAUGCAACGAAUGACAAAUACCGUUUUAAAUUACAUCUCAUAAGACACAUGGGUGCUAAGGAUUUAAAAUGUGCACACUGUUAUUACACAACUAACAAUAAAUCUCAUCUUAAAUUACAUCUGUUAAGACACAUGACUGCCAAGGACUUACAGUGUGCACAGUGUGAUUAUGCCACCAACAACAAAGUUCUUCUUAGAGGACAUAUGUUAAUACACAAGGCUGUCAAAGAUUUUAAAUGUGCCCAGUGUGAUUACGCAACCAACAAUAAAAGUCAUAUUAAAGGACAUUUGUUAAUACACAAGACUGUCAAGGCUUUAAAAUGCCCUCAUUGUGUUUAUGGAACCAAUAGCAUAUGCCUUUUUAAAAAACAUCUGUUAACACACAAGACUGCCAAAGAUUUUAAAUGUGACCAGUGUGAUUACGCGACCAAUAAUAAAACUCAUCUUAAAGGACAUUUGUUAAUACACAAGACUGUCAAGGAUUUAAAAUGUGCACAGUGUGAUUAUGCAACCAAUAUAAAGUCAAACUUUAAAACACAUUUGUUAACGCACAAAACUCCCAAGGAUUUAAAAUGUGUACAGUGUGUUUACCUAACCAAUAACAGAUGCAAUUUUAAAAGACAUUUGUUAACACAUAAGCAGUGAAUUGGUUAUGCAAUCAAUAACAAAUUUUAUUUAAAAAGACAAGAUUCCCAAGUUUGUAUAAUGUGGUCAGUGUAAUUAUGUAACAAAUAAUUAUCAUAAACACUUGCAAACAAGUGCAUAUGAUGUUGAGACAUAAGAUUUAUGUAUGAUGAUGAGAAGAAUUGCUGACAGGGAGACGCCAAUGACCUGCUCGAGUAAAGCACCAUUGAUGAUGACAGAGUUGGGUAUUUCAACUAAAUAUUUGUAUUUAAAAUACGAAAUGGAAAAUAAGUAUUUCAGAUAAGUAGCUGUUAUGUUGAGGGUUAUUAUUAUAAUAUAUAGAAAGCAAGAACAUUAAA
Photinus pyralis (common eastern firefly) is the source of this 1785-nucleotide messenger RNA. Its product is annotated as zinc finger protein 888-like. The transcript is spliced from 2 exons. NCBI's taxonomy places the organism in Eukaryota, Metazoa, Arthropoda, Insecta, Coleoptera, Lampyridae. The record is from RefSeq and is a predicted model, not a curated record. Gene Ontology annotation, molecular function: DNA-binding transcription factor activity, RNA polymerase II-specific; RNA polymerase II transcription regulatory region sequence-specific DNA binding. Gene Ontology annotation, cellular component: nucleus. The coding region runs from base 275 to 1447 and encodes 390 amino acids. Gene Ontology annotation, biological process: regulation of transcription by RNA polymerase II.